Geodia barretti is the source of this 2446-nucleotide messenger RNA. The record is from the annotation of a GenBank genome assembly. Lineage: Eukaryota; Metazoa; Porifera; Demospongiae; Tetractinellida; Geodiidae.
UCAAUGUGAAUGGCAAAGUAGUACAUUUUGUGUUUUUUGCAUAUGCUUAAAUUACAAAUGUGUAUUGCUUUGUGUAUUUGCUAUAAAAUGGAGUCAAUCUUUAUAUUUCAGUAUGGGUCGUGUUUGUUGUGCAAGAACAAGUAAUUAUACCUAAUUCUGUUGUCUGGUUGGUCAGGUGAUCCAGACCAUCAGGACUAACCCAAAUGACAGGAGAAUCAUCAUGUCUGCCUGGAACCCUCCUGACCUACCAGAGAUGGCCCUGCCUCCCUGCCAUGCCUUUGUCCAGUUCUACGUCUGUAAUGGAGAGUUGUCAUGCCAACUGUACCAGAGAUCAGCAGACAUGGUACUCCAGCACUUCUCUUCUCUCAGUUAUUACAGUGGAAAUACACCUCAUAAUGAAUGACACCUCUCACUAGAGGAUACUUGGCUUAUACUUGUAUUGCCCUCAAGCACCUCUGACAAUUUUUGAUGUCCCCUUAUUUCAGGGGAUUUGCUGCAGUUGCUAACUGUAUGUAGUGGCAAGAAAGGUCUGAAUGUUUGUCACAUUUUACUGCAACGUUCAACAGUUGCACUCAGUAGUAUGAAAUGUAGUACUCCCAUUGUGAGAAAAGUUACUGUAGUUUUAAGUCAAAAGAAUGUGUUGCAAACCAAACCACUCCUUUGCACAAAAGGUCUUGGAGUUCCAUUCAACAUCGCCAGCUACUCUCUACUGACAUACAUGAUAGCUCACGUCUGCAACCUCAAGCCGGGAGACUUUGUACAUACUCUAGGAGACGCACAUGUCUACCUCAACCACAUCCAACCCCUCAAUAUACAGCGGAGCCCGAGACCAUUCCCGAGACUGGAACUGAGAAGACAGGUCUCCGACAUCGACAAGUUUGUUUACGAUGACAUCAUUCUCCAUGACUACCAUCCUCACCCCAAGAUACACAUGGACAUGGCUGUCUAGCAUCUUUUAUUCCCUUUCCAUGUUGAUAUGUAUUGUAUUACCUUCAGUGAAUAAUUACACGAAAUGACAUUCACAACUGCAAAAUAUGCAUGCAUCAUCUCAAGGGAAACGGCCCCACCCUGAAUAGUUUGAGCAAUGGCGGAGUUGCUUCGCGACAACCCAGAGCUGCGGCAGUUUCUUCUCUCCAAUGUAAGGCUCACUGGCGUCAGAAUCGGCGCAGGAGCCUACGGCAGCGUGGAGGAGGUGGCCGUGCCUGGAGCCGUCUGCGCCGCCAAAAGGAUCCACGAAGUCUUCCUGGACCGCUCCGAGAUCCCUGAGGCCGAGAUCCUCAAGUCGGCCGCCCAGUUCGCGAAGGAAUGCCAGCUGAUGAGCACCCUCCGCCACCCGAACAUCGUCCAGUUUCUUGGCUUGUAUUUCCUGCCCGGCUCGCGACUGCCGGCCCUCGUCAUGGAGCGACUGCUGACGAGUCUUCACGACUUGCUGGACCCAGAAACCGACACCCCUCCCCCGCCCGACGCGCCCAAGCCCUUCUUCCCGCUGAGCCUAAAGUGCUCGAUCCUGCACAACGUGGCGAGCGGCCUGACCUACCUCCACGAGCGAUCGCCGCCCAUCAUCCACCGCGACUUGUCGGCCAGAAACGUUCUCCUGAACUCGGGGAUGGUGGCCAAGAUAGCGGACCUGGGCGUGGCUCGUAUCGUGCCUCGUAUGCGAGUUGCAGCCACCAUGACAAAGGGACCUGGGGCCAUAAUUUACAUGCCUCCAGAGGCCAUGGAAAGCAAACUUGAGGAGGAAAAUGAGGAAGAGAAAGACAAAAAGUCAAAGUACGAUGCAAGCAUCGACAUCUUCUCUUUUGGUGUCGUGGCCAUUUUCACACUCUGCCAAACCUUCCCCUGCGACUUGCUAGCUCCCACCUAUCGUGAAGGUCGACAGCAUAAAGCUAGAACUGAGCUAGAGCGACGAGAGAGAUACAUGAGGAUGAUCUACAGGCAGCUACGCGAGAAGCAUCCUCUCCUCCAGAUGAUCGAGGGGUGUCUGGACUUCCCUGAAGACCGGCCGAGCAUUCGUGAGGUGCUGCGUCUGUUGGAGGAGGCCAGAGCUGAAGUGAGAGACGAGCAGACAGACAUGAACAAACUGGAGCUGUUGCGAGCUCUUCAGACCCAGCCCAGGAACCAGGAGAAUGUUGAGCUAGAGGGACAGCUGAGGAGAAAGGAAGCAGAGUUAGCUGAGGCCCAGAGCCAACUGGGACAGAAGGAGGAACAGCUAACGAUAACUCAGCAGUCUUUACAAUCCAGAAACCAGGAGAACGCUGAGCUCCAACAGCAACUGCACACCAGUGAGAGAGAGAAGCAGACAGUGAGAGAUGAGCUAACAAAGAAGGAGAGAGAGUUAGCUGAGACUCAGCAGCAACUGAGACAGAAGGAGGAACAGCUGCGAUCAAGUGAGGCUCUAGUGGCUGACUUCCAGAAGGCCAUCCAGCAGAGAGACUUAGAGACUCAG